UUGUAUGAUUUUGUUACCACCAAUAAAGAUAAUGCCAAGAGAAUACCAGUUUGGGUUGAAAACCACGUCAAGCAAUAUGCUCUUAGGUGGGAAGUUAAGAAAAGUUAUAGUAAAACUCGAGAUGAUUUAUAUGUUCAUCAGAUAUGUUGA
Messenger RNA from Ambispora leptoticha, 150 nucleotides. NCBI's taxonomy places the organism in Eukaryota, Fungi, Glomeromycota, Glomeromycetes, Archaeosporales, Ambisporaceae. The record is from the annotation of a GenBank genome assembly.